Messenger RNA from Anolis sagrei ordinatus, 991 nucleotides. Its product is annotated as sesquipedalian-1-like. The record is from RefSeq and is a predicted model, not a curated record. Gene Ontology annotation, cellular component: trans-Golgi network; early endosome; recycling endosome. Gene Ontology annotation, biological process: retrograde transport, endosome to Golgi; endosome organization; receptor recycling. Lineage: Eukaryota; Metazoa; Chordata; Lepidosauria; Squamata; Anolidae.
CUUUUGGAGAGCAACAUGAGAGAAACAGGCAAGACGCUGUCAUCAAACUGUGUGAUUGCUUUACCCUCCAGCCUUCCUGGAACAUGAGAUCAAGUGACUUCUAACACUACCUGGAUGGGGAAAGGCAGGUAAAUACAAGCCCCUCCUCUUCACCUGGGAAACUAUUCUUGUGGAGCAAUGAAGGAAGUGGAGUGACCUGAAGGAGUCUUAAGGGGAAGAGCUGACUUCCAAAGGAUUCAUCCAACAUGAAGCUCCGUAUGUCCGCCACCAUUCACUCUUUCCCCUUCGGACAUGUCCCAGAACGCCAGGGUCUUCUGUAUAAGAAGAGCAUUCGCAGUGCCUCCUACCACCAGUGUUGGUGUGAACUCUGGGGCAACCUUCUCUUCUGCCGAGAGCGACAUGGAGACCGUGGCCCUCCUCAGCUUAUUGUCCUAGAAGGCUGCACUGUGGAACUCCAGGAAUCCGCGUCUGAACCAUACACCUUUGUAAUUUCCUAUCCAAAUGGAUUACCUGGUAGUCGCUCCUAUAAGAUGGCAGCAGUGAACCAAGAGACAAUGGAAGGUUGGGUGAGAGCUAUUAGUGCUGCAGGGUUUGGGUACCUCCGAGCCUUGGUUGAUGACCUGGAGAGUCAGUACCGCAGGCUGAAGAGUCAGCAACAGCCCAAAUUAGAGGGAAACCCAAAACGCCAAAUGGACCUUCAUCUACCUCCUUCAGUACCAAAACUGGAAAUGGUACCGCACAACAUGGAUUUUGCUCAACUUCAUCAGGAAUUUGGGAAGGAUAUUGUGAAGGUGAGAGACAUCUGGCAAGAGGAGAAGAGAAGAGAGCAGCAUCUGGAAUGGGUUCCAGAAGCUCUGGAGGGAGAGAGCUUGAUAGAUUUCGGGUAGAGGAAUUAACAAGCUAAAAUACAUAUGAAGUUUGUGGAGAGUGGCACACAGAGAACUAGGCUACGUAAAGUGAUACAAAAUAAUAAAUUUGUAUUUUGAAGAAA